UUGUGUUAUUCUAGGGCUGUUGAGAUUAUUAUUUUAUUUUGAGGGCAAUUAUAUUUGUUGACGUUGGAUUGAUACGUGGUGGGGAAAUGAAAUAACAUGAUGGAGUCGACUUUCAAGGCAAAAUGUGUUUUGGAUCGUUUUUGACGACUUUUUACAAAUCGUCAGCUGUGGAAGCGACACACUUGUAACCGCAACCGGACUGACUGUACGACCCACUGGGGGUCUAUAUUUGUAGCCGAGCCCGGGCUGUUGGAUUAGUCCUGUGACCCGGUUUCAGUAGCUCACUCAACGCCAGCGUUGUCCCGACUAGAAACACCAAACUCGUGGUCUUGUCACUGCGUCGUAGCACGUUAUUGAAACACGGAUAGUAACACUGUGAACCUGAAGCUGGUAGACUCUACUGGAGGAAUCGGUUUUUGAAGGUGGUGUGUACCAAAGUGAGGUCGGAAGGGAUUUUUUUUAAAACAUAUUUCAAGAUGGCCGCCUGGCCAACGAGGGGAAGGAUUUUUACGAUGAGAGAGGUAUGCUGGUUUCUACUGGUACUCUGCAUGGUGCAGCAACAAGUUGGUGGCGUACCAACAAACAAGAGACAGAAACGUGUAGCUCAGGACACGCUGUACAGCAGUGUGUGCGAGGGCAAAACAAUGGACCUCCGCUGCAAGCCAGGACUGCAGAUUCUCAUCGAGUCCGCUAACUUCGGACGGACUGACACAGAGACGUGCCCACGGGCCAACACCAAGAACACCAACUGCGUCGAGCCACUGUCGUUUGAUAUCGUGUCACAAAAAUGUGACUAUCAGUCUGCCUGCUCUGUACGUGCCACCAGCGGGGUCUUUGGCAACCCCUGCCCGGGCACCUUCAAAUACUUGGAGGUACAGUUUGAGUGCACCAGCCCGCCCACUGUGGUCCAGACCACCACGCCGCCUACAACAACCCAUGCACCUGCGGCAACCACCGUUCCAACGAGGGCUCCAACUACAACACGCCUGGUGACAACUGAACCCGCCCCAACGACGACCCUUCAGGCCACAACCACGGUGACGACAACAAUGACGCCAGCUACAACUGUGUCACCGACUACGAAGGAAGAACUCAUAGAAACUACCACAAUGAACCUUGACUUCUGUGCUGCCACCAACCAGAGGGGAGUUAAUUGGCCUCGUACACAGACCAACAAGCUGAGCAUACAGCCAUGUCCCAAGGGAACGAGCGGUGCAGUCAACGCCAGAUGGCACUGUUUAGGGAGACCAGCUAAAUGGGUUCCUGAGACCGGCCCCGAUCUCAGUCUCUGCACAUCGGCAUGGGCUGAGGAUAUCAAAAAACAGUCCAGCAAUACCUCAGCUACAGACCUCUCGGACGUCAUGGCAACAGCCGUUGGGUCCAACAACGAGGUAUAUGGAGGAGAUCUCCUCAUCGUCACUGACCUUAUGAACGGAGCAGUCGGGAACUUGAAGCAAGAGCUGGUGGGUCUCAAUAAAACAGCACAGUUUGACAUGGCCAAGAAGGUUACACAGAACUAUGUAAUGAUCGGUAGCAGCGUCCUCCAGGACUCCAACUUGCUUUCAUGGCAGGACCUACCGGGAUCAGAGAAGGCCAAGACUGCGACCAAUUUACUGACUUCAAUUGAAGAGAUGGGUUUUGUGGUGGCCGACAAUCUUGGGCCAGACGACACUCUAACAAGUGAAGAAGGCAAUGUUGUUCUUGAAGUUAUUGUUCAAGACACGUCAACGGGAGACUUUGAGGAAGUGAUGUUUCCACGUCCUUCUCAGCUGAAAUCCAAUGACUGGCAGGACAUCACAGACUCUAUAUCCAUACCCCAGGCCAGCCUGCUAGAAAGAAGCAAAGAUGGCCAAGCGAAAGUCGUCUUCUUAGCCUACAAGAACUUGGGUAGCCUUCUGGACUCCAAUGAAUACAACGACGCUGACACCAGCGCCGACUACAUCAUUAAUUCCAACGUCAUAUCAGCGACUAUCGGUGAUCCCCAAGAAGCCUCAAGUCUUCCCGAGCCUGCCGUCAUCGUCUUCCAGCAUGCCGCUGAGAAUCUGACCAGCCCCAUGUGCUCCUACUGGAAGUUUGCAGCUGAUGCCCCAGGAGAGUGGUCGAACACUGGCUGCACAUUGGUAUCCACUAACUCAACCCACACUGUGUGCUCCUGCACCCAUCUAACCAACUUUGCCAUCCUCAUGAACACCAAGGGUGUCUAUAUCCCUCGAGCUCAUCACUUUGUUCUCUCCGUCAUCACCUACGCUGGCUUCAUCAUCUCAUGCGUCUGUCUACUCAUAGCCUUCUUGACGUUCUUCUAUUUCAAGAACCUGCAGAAUGAUCGUAAUACCAUCCAUAAGAACCUGUGUCUGUGUCUCCUGAUUGCUGAGAUCGUAUUCAUGGCUGGAAUCGACCAAUCCUCACGCACGGCAAUGUGUACAGUGGUCGCUCUGUUCCUACAUUACUUCUUCUUAGCAGCCUUUGCAUGGAUGUGUCUUGAAGGUAUCCAACUCUACGUCAUGCUGGUGGAAGUCUUUGAAGCAGAGAGCUCCAGACGCAAAUACUACUACCCAUUCGGCUAUGGUCUCCCGUUGCUGGUUGUUGGCAUAGCAGCAGCCAUAGACAUCUCAAGCUAUGGAACUGAUGAAUAUUGCUGGCUUGCUGUGGAAAACAACUUCAUAUGGGCCUUUGUAGCUCCUGUGGUCGUGAUAAUCAUUGUGAACACCAUGUUCCUAUCCAUGGCGAUACUCAUCAUGUGUCGCCAUAGCACCAUGCAAACAAACCAGAAAGAGAAGACCAACAAGGAGAAGAUAACCGAGCCUAACUAUGGAAGUAGUCAGCAGAUUGUCCUAGGGGAGAGCAAUUUGGAAGUAGCCGCGUCGUGGGUGCGUGGAGCCUUGGUCUUACUCUGUCUCCUGGGUAUCACCUGGGCGUUUGGUCUCCUCUACGUUACCGAGAGCCUGCUCGCCUUCGCUUACAUCUUCACCAUCGCUAACGCAUUCCAGGGAGUCUUCAUCUUUGUCUUCCACUGCUUCAUGAACGAGAAGGUAAUAAAGGAGUACCGACGUUACAUACGUAACAGCACAUGGAUGCCUGACUGCAUACGUGAUCGGUAUGGAGCAACGUUCUUCACUGGUUCCAACCAACAUCGGUCAAGUUCUUCAUCAGGGAAACGGCGAAUCUGGAGUAAUGAGGAGAAGAGGUUGAGUAACACCACAGGCUCCUGCAGCGUGGAUCAGGGUAACCGUAAACUCUCCACCUCAUCGAAUGGUAGAAACUCAGGAGAGUACGUACCAGUAAAGUGCAACCCAGCAAACAAAGGGGUCAACCCUCGCCUGUCCGAUGAAGGUAUCGGCCUAGAGAUGGAGGAUGCACACAUGGAGAUGGCCCAGGUAGCAGCCAAUAGCUCUGACAGCCAGCAGAGCACCCCAACUCCCAUCCCAAGACGGACCCACAGUUUCAGCGAUUCGCCAGCGAGUCCCAACGAGAUCCGACCACUACUCCAGUCACCGACCGAGCCCCCAGUAUAUAAGCAACCCCCACCACCACCAUCAAAGCAACAACAGCAACAAAAAAGUGGGAAUUUCCGCAGCCUGCCGGACUUGCUUAAUGCGGAAUCUGACGACGGUGGACAACACCCCACUGUGACCAAGAAAAGCAGCUUGCCUGAUCUUCCAAGAUCCCCUAAAGUUCCUAAGAAAAAAGUAGCGAGGAUGAAUAGCGACUCCAAGAAGGUCGGCCAGUGGUCACCUCUCGAGGAAUACAGACCCAACGAUGAGGAUGCUGCAGACAGUAACUCCGGGGUGGAGUUUCUUGGCAUCUCAAAUUUGUCCCCCAGAAGAGAAACACUUAUAUAAGAAGCCUUGAAUAGCUGCAUGAAAAAAUCCUUCCAAUCGUCAGAAAUUGCAGAUGGGUCUAAUGUAGAGAAGUAAUGAGUAGUCUCCACUCGUAUGCCUUGUGGUAGCAGUUAAAGUCAUGUCAUUCAUCAGGGCAAAAGAUGAUCAGUAUAGAAUGCUGGUGAAAGAGACUCCUCCUACUUCUCUUCAUUACCUGCUGGUAUAAGAGACUACACCUCAAGGGUCAACAGGGGUCAAAGGUGACUAUACAUGUACCUUUUAAUAGGUACAGAUCCUGUUGAUGCAAAGAACUGUCUUUGUUUGUGCAAGACGCUAGUCCCAGCCUUAACGACUUCAGCUCUAUAUGGACACUACACAUGUACGCUUUGGAGACAACUAGUGUUGCAUGGACUUCCAUAUAACUUUGAUAUUGUACAUGUACAUUUAUAUGAAAUAAGUCUGUUCUCAUGCAUAUUCAUGAGUUCAACUUCAGAGGUCAGGGAAGGCUGAUUGGUCGAUGAGUACUACAUGUAUAUUCAGUUUAUGUAAAUAGAUUGUGUUUGUGUGAUUCUGUAAGUGUCAUCUUCUUUGUAUAAUACUUCUUUUUGGUGUCUCUGUUUUCCGCACGGAAAGUGCAAAUAAUUAUGUAAAUGAAGAUGUGUUUGCUGUGACAAAAAAGAAAUCAAAUAUUGUAUUCAGUACAAAGUUCUACUAGUUGAGAUUUGUAAAUAUUACCAACUGUAAAUAGGCUGCAAUCCCUCGACAAUUUGAGUGCAAGUUCCUUUGAUUUCAAUGAAAUCCCCCCCCCCCUCCCCACAGCUGGUUGUAAGCAGUUGCAUAAAGGGAAACAAAUUGUGUGUUUUUUCCCCGCUUUUUUUCCCCUGAUCUGGCAAACUUAUAUUGGCCCCCAGAAAAGGAUGGUAUCAAAAAUGUUAUCUUUUUUUUAGACUUGAUAUCAAUUAUUUCGUUAAAUUUCAGGACAAAUUAUUGCCAGGGUACCUUUUUUGUUUUCAAACUGUCACAGAUUGCAUGUAAAUCUACUGUUCUUGAUAUGAAAUCAAAUGAAAUGUACAUACCCCUUGCAAUUGAUAACUCGUAAGAAAUUCCUCUGAGGACAUUUGUCAACCUUUUUUCUAUUUUUCGUUUAGAGCAUUGAACAAUUGAAAAGCAAUCAGAAAUAUUUGAUCUAAAAUUUUGAAUUUAUUUAAAAAAAGAUUGCGAGCAGAAAAAGGAAUGAAAUACUUGUAGACCAUUCCCAGUGUGUGUUAAUAGAAUGAAAUCUUUUGUACGUGUCAAGGCAAUGUAUAUUUUGUAAAUGAGCUGGUCUUAUAAUGCAAAAAGUGAGUGAACGCCGACAAGAAUUUGCUAUAAAUAAAUGGAGGCCAUAUGCAGCGGCAGCUAGGCCUAAACUAGAUGUGUAUAUUGGUUAUUGUACAUGUAGAUGAUCGCACAAAAAAAGGUUGUAGAUUUUACGAAGAAGAAAAAAAAAAUGCUGAGAAAUUUAUAGGGACUGUAGAAAUAUGUAAUUUUUGUAGAUAAUUUAGUUUGUGAAACAUAUAUAAAGUUCUGCAUGGUGUUUGUUAAAUAAUGCACAUUUCGAAGAAA
This is a messenger RNA of Asterias rubens (European starfish), 5423 nucleotides long. RefSeq names its product adhesion G protein-coupled receptor L1-like. Gene Ontology annotation, molecular function: carbohydrate binding; G protein-coupled receptor activity. Gene Ontology annotation, cellular component: membrane. The record is from RefSeq and is a predicted model, not a curated record. Gene Ontology annotation, biological process: cell surface receptor signaling pathway; adenylate cyclase-activating G protein-coupled receptor signaling pathway. The transcript is spliced from 24 exons. NCBI's taxonomy places the organism in Eukaryota, Metazoa, Echinodermata, Asteroidea, Forcipulatida, Asteriidae. Bases 477 to 3839 code for a protein of 1120 amino acids.